This is a messenger RNA of Actinia tenebrosa (Australian red waratah sea anemone), 2751 nucleotides long. RefSeq lists its product as uncharacterized. NCBI's taxonomy places the organism in Eukaryota, Metazoa, Cnidaria, Anthozoa, Actiniaria, Actiniidae. The record is from RefSeq and is a predicted model, not a curated record.
UUCAAUAAAAGCUUGUAGAUUUUUCAGCGGUUUUUGAGCGCGCGCUCAUCGUGGGCUCAAUUCGAACGUUCAAAAGUAGGCAGCCACCUUAAGAUUGUAAUUUACGUCCUAAUAUUGCGAUUGUCAACAGGAAUUAGUUUACUGGUUGAUGACAAGCGGAUUCGUAUCCCAGGCAAAAGGAUUUCUCUAUCAAACAGACAGGGUAACCCUGCCACUAGGGUAUCCCGCGGGUGUAUUUGUAACCCUUUUGCUAGGAUAAUCCCGUAGUGGUAGUGUUACCCUCCCUUAUCGUAAAGAGACCCUUAAUUUAGUGUUUUGAUCAAAAUUGAUCAACACGUGUUUUUCCGACGAACUCGUCCGAUUGCACUAAGCAAAAGGGUUACCAGUUUAGAAACUCAAUAAAGUUGUGUUAAUGAUAGCGAUUUGACAUUGUUGUCUGUUAUUUAUGUCCUCUUUUCAGUUUUUUAUUUUAUUUCUGAUUUCUGAAAAUUAGGAGGGCAGGUCGGGCACUGGAAAUAUGAGGAUGGCCAAAUAAAUAUAACAAAAUCACUCAUUAAAGUCUUUGACAAAACGAGAUGCCACAGAGCGGCAAAGCUUAUUUAAAAUUUGCCUCCAAUCACCAUUAUUUCUCCUCUGGUGUCUUUUGGCCAAUUUUGAUCUUUGAAUAUCAAUUUCUGUUGUAUUGGUCGCCAAGGAAACCAUUUAUYGUACUGGAGUUAAUUGGAUGUGGUCUAUUGUUGUUUCCAAUCAUCAAGCUGUUAUGACUGGCUAGUGUAAAUCCGUUAGUAAUUAAUUUUCGCUUUUGUGUCAUUACUUUCUUUGUUUAGACGGGUACUUCAGUCAGGAURUUAUAUCUGUACUGUAGUAGAGAAACCACUAUCUUUGACAUUAAUCUAUGCAUUGAAUCUUUCCUGAAUAAUUAUAAACUAGUGACCAAACAAGGUACCUAGAUUGUGCUGGGAAAGAACGACUUGUGUAUCAAAGUAUUAGAAUAAGAAUAAUAUUUAUUGCCUUGUACCGUAUUGAUUUCUACGCGUGCCAACAAUGUUUAUUACAGUUCGUUAUGGCGGUGAGUACAUAACCUCGACGACUUGUUUGCUUUAGUACAAAUUCUUUUUUAAURGCAUGAUGGUUUCUAGUACUCAUUCGAUAUCUUAAAUUUUCUUACUCAAGAUGGCGAAGAAAGUUUAUUUAACCCUAACUGUAGGAUCACAGCUCUUCUGGCGGACAUUAAACGACGCUGUAAAUGCACCAAGGAUGGUAAGUGAUCUCACUAACAGCUCUUGCUAUAAACAAGCAAACAAUCCCCACAUCUUCAGCGUUACAGUAGUUUGAGGYCGGGAAAAUUCUCAUUCAAGAACUGACUUAUAGAAUAGUCUAGGUCAUUGAUAAUGGUCGAUAGUUAUAUAGUCAAAUCAUUUCCCGCUCAAAAGAUGAUAAAGAYAAGUCUGCUGCCUUUUUUUUAUAUUAACUUUCUAUGGACUCACAAACUUGUCCCUCAUAAACCCUAAARUUAUGAAUAUUUCUUCAAACUUCUCGUUUCAAAUCUUCUACCAUCUCCUCUUUGCCUCUCUCAGUUUAGUCUCUCUUCCUUCCUUUCUCUGCCCGACUAUUUAACCUUUUCCAGCUAAAUAUAGUAAAAGUAGUCCAACCAAAAAUAUUUCCAACUGUCUUAUGUGUUCCACAGCAAUGGUCGAUUUAUCCGACGAGAGAGGAARUCUUAAAUAUCUAGUUGACCAUCCACUAAGCUAUGCUUCGGACAUACUAAAGGAACGUGAAUCAUUCGUGUUAAUCAGGAUAGAAAAAAAACCAGAGGAUCAAGGAUCAUCGUAUGUCCCACWGCUAAAUGAUAUCGCCAUAGUUACGUCAUCAUUUCUUGAACGUUUAUCGAAGUGUGAAAGUGAAAUUAAUAUCAACAAAAGUUCUGCCAGUAAACCUAGUGCAUCAGCAGCUCCAGCGACAAACAAAAAGGGAAGUGCACUGAAUAAAGCRAAGGCAGCAUUCUUGUCCAGCCCAACACGAGGGAAAACUAGGGAGAGAAGUCUUUCGAAUAAAAGUCCAACUUUGAAAAAAACUACCAGAUAAAAAGCUAAAUCACAAAAAGCAAAUGAAUUAUAGAAAUAACAGUUGCACGAAAGAACGAAAGAACGAAAGAUUUGACAAGCGGAGUAAGCGUAUAAAAAGAAUAUGCAGAAUAUAAAUUUAGGGUUAGUAAUAAUUUGGACCCAGUUGUUGAAGUUUCCUGUGACAUGAGUGAAAUCACUGACGAAUCUUUACAUAAACGUAMUGAGUAAUAAACGUUGAGUAAUAAGCGCUACCCGGCGGAUAAAUCCUUAUCCAKUGGAUAAGUCGAUGCUGUUUUCCAAUAAAUUUAUCCAUUGGAUAAGAUUUACCGUGGUAUAGCGCUAUCCAGGCUUCGUAYAACCGGGCCCAGAUGUAUAAAUACCAUCGACUGUCUCUCGUUUUCCCACUGGACUCUGAAGAAGUGACUUCCGCUCAGGAUGUCGCAGUCAACACCAAGAAURGUCUCCCUCGCAUCCGUUUUUAGUGUCGGUCGUCACGCAACGCUCCCUCCCCACAAGCCUUGCCACACAACCAUACAAUUCUUUGUAAUUUAUAGCGGUUUUCAAAAAAAAAUUAGACAGGAAUGGGUUAUACUAUGGAGGAUUUAAUUAAAGCGGAAAAAUAUUUCUAAGGUCUAUAUCUAUUCGAGUAUCUUAAAAAAAAAAAAAAGAAUUUUAAAAACAGAAU